ACUACAAUGCCAACAAAAGACGAAUGUGCUUUUUCCACCUAUAAAACAAAUAACCUUGGCGAUAAAUUUUUGGAAGAAAAAUGGAUUACUAGUGGAAGCUUAGGAUCCCGCGAUAGCGUACUUGUUUUCCGCCAUAAGAAUUUGGAAAAGAAAUCGAAGGACAUUAUAUUGUCUUCGAAAAAGGAAAUUUCAGAUACCAAUAAGAAGAACGCUGUUUUUAACGAUUUCGUUGCAAAGGACGUUUCUGGGCUUAAACUUUAUAAUAAUAGUUUACCUUCUUUAGAUGUUAUUCGAAAAGACAACGUAGCGCUGCCGAAACAUGUUACUAACUUUUUGAAUAUGGAUAUUACGACAUCUAAUAUGGAGCAAAGUAAUUCCUACGAAACUUAUCAAGACACAAAUAAAGUUUAUGAGGAGGAUGACGACGAAAUUAUUAUGCAAUUCUCUAAUAUGCCAGCUUAUAAAAUGAAAAUUAAGUAUAAGUUUAUGCAAACUGAAACCAAGCUUUUGAGAAAAAUUUUUGCUUGUCAUGGCUUGUCUGAAGUCGGGGAAAAUGAGAGUUUCAGCAUUCUUUGGACAGGUGUACAUAUAAAACCUGAUAUUCUAAGAAAUCUUGCGCCUUAUCAACGUGUUAAUCACUUUCCAAGGUCUUAUGAAUUAACACGUAAAGAUCGUUUGUACAAAAAUAUUGAAAAAAUGCAACAUUUGCGUGGUAUUAAAAAUUUUGAUAUCGUACCACAGUCUUUCGUUUUGCCAAUUGAAUAUAAGGAACUAGUCUCAGCGCAUAAUAAAAACCGCGGUCCGUGGAUUGUAAAACCAGCUGCUUCUAGUCGUGGACGUGGUAUUUUUAUUGUUAAUACACCAGAUCAAAUACCGCCGGAUGAGCAAGUUCUAGUUUGCAAAUACAUUACCGAUCCCUUAUGCAUCGAUGGUCAUAAAUGCGAUUUACGUGUUUACGUACUUGUUACGUCAUUUGAUCCACUAAUUAUUUAUAUUUAUGAAGAAGGUCUUGUUAGACUAGCUACAGUAAAAUAUGACCGUGCUACUGAAAACCUAUGGAAUCCUUGUAUGCACCUUUGUAACUACAGCAUUAAUAAAUAUCACUCAGAUUAUAUUAAAUCUAGUGAUGCCGAAAUUGAAGAUGUUGGUCAUAAGUGGACUCUCUCCGCUUUAUUACGACAUUUAAAAUCACAAGGUUGUAAUACUUAUGAAUUAAUGGAGAACAUUGAAGAUUUGAUAAUUAAAUCUAUAUUUGCUUGUGCUCAAACUAUUAUAUCAGCUUGUCGCAUGUUUGUUCCAAGCGGUAGCAAUUGUUUUGAAUUGUACGGAUUUGAUAUCUUAAUUGAUAAUAGUCUUAAACCUUGGCUUUUGGAAGUUAAUUUAUCUCCAUCAAUGGGCGUUGAUAGCCCGUUAGACUCUAAAGUAAAAACAUGUCUUAUUACGGAUCUCUUAACAUGUGUUGGUAUUCCAGCAUAUUCUACUGAGAUGCGAGCCCAUUACGACAACAAAUGGACGCGUUUUCGUAAUAUAAACUCUACUCGACGAAUUACAUUAGCGGAUCAAUACAUGAGCGGCAAUUGUAACGGCACACGUCGUUUAACAGCGAGUUCCAUCCCUACACAACAAACGCUUACGCUAGAAGAACAAAGAAUUAUUAAAAAUGCCAGAUUACAAUAUGAUAGGCGUGGCGGAUUCGUUCGUAUUUUCCCGACAGAUGAUAGCAUGCAACGCUACGGUAGCUUUCUUGACAAUUCUACAGGAAUACCAAUAUCAACUCCAAUGGCACAUGGGCAAAUGCCGUACUCUAUGAUCCUACCCCAUAAUUAUAACCAAGUUUUAUUUAAGUGCUUAUAUGCGAAUGCAAAAUAUAAAAAAGAAAGUAAUGAACUUUUACAAAGAAUGUGUCAAUAUGAACGUGCACUAGCAGUUGGAUCAUUAGUGUCAUUUAGUAGUAAAAGUCUUAAAUUAAAAUCUGUGGAAGAAGGAAAACGUUUACGCAUUGAAAUUAUAAAAUUGAUUGAUAAUGGCUCUGAACUAACUCAAUUGCAAGCUAGACAGGCAUUCGCAUUAUACUUAGAAGCAAUUUUACAUCGAAUCACUCAUGAACCGAGAGAUUUUCAUGAAAAGAUAAUUUUAAAAUUCUUGAAUAGGUUAGGGGGCAAUAUUAAAACACCGACAGUACCUUUUCAUAACCCAAAGAACUCUCGUGGUAAUAGCAAAGCCAGAACAGCUAUGGUCGCAAAACAGUUGGGCGAUUUUCUUGAGCAAUACAAUCGAGAUACGGAAGCUUACGUGGAUUCGUUUGAUCAUUUCGGUAUGAUACCUAGUGGAUUAUUCGGUGACUUUUUGGCUCAAUCUCAAGAGGCAGAUUUGGAGGCUGUCUUAGCACUUCAUACGAAUGUUACUGGUAACAUGCCGUACCUUUAUAACAGAUUUGGAUUAUCAGUGCCUCAAACCCCUCCUAUACCGUCUGGAUUACAUGGGUUUCUAAGGGCUUUGCCAGGUAUGGUGUUAACUGGUUCUGUCGCCAGAGACUUUAAUAAAUUUGACGGAUAUUAUAAAAACAACGAAAAGAAUUUUAAUAUCUUGAGAAAUUGAAAUGUAAUUAAAACGUCUAACAAUCAAAUAAAUAAUAAAUUAACUGMUUUAAACAAUUAAGUAAACAGUAUUGGUUGGAUCUACCAAUAGAU
This is a messenger RNA of Bactrocera latifrons, 2690 nucleotides long. RefSeq names its product tubulin polyglutamylase TTLL5 (gene TTLL5). Lineage: Eukaryota; Metazoa; Arthropoda; Insecta; Diptera; Tephritidae. Gene Ontology annotation, molecular function: tubulin binding; tubulin-glutamic acid ligase activity. Gene Ontology annotation, biological process: protein polyglutamylation; microtubule cytoskeleton organization. Gene Ontology annotation, cellular component: cilium. The record is from RefSeq and is a predicted model, not a curated record.